Molecule: messenger RNA, 1341 nt
Organism: Hydatigera taeniaeformis
Lineage: Eukaryota; Metazoa; Platyhelminthes; Cestoda; Cyclophyllidea; Taeniidae
Source: the annotation of a GenBank genome assembly
AUCCUCUGGACAGCUGAAUACAGUCCAACUGGAGGUCGGCGUUUAAUAAAUCGUGGAUUUUUUAACGCUCCACUAUUGGACGACUUUAUUGUGCCUCUUGGAUAUCGUGGUGAACUUAUGGAUCCACACACCGGAUUUCUAUUCCAUACACCCACUUGGCAAGCUUACGAUCCCAUUGGAGGCACUUUGACAAGUCCUGAUUGGCGUCGAGCUGCCACCUCUCGUCUUCAACGUCUUCACAGUCAUCCACAAGCAUUGGACCUUCACACCUGGUUCUCUGAAAGCAAUAACCUAGAUCCACUAGUACGAUUGCAGCAAGCGAUGAAAGGUCCAACUUGGUGGUUGCGUAGUCUUGAUCGUGGAAUUGAUCGUCUCUUCCCACGUCUUCAUCUAGAAACUGGAGCCAUUUCGGCUCCGUCUUUGGAGAGGGAACUCAAUCUCCUGCCAACAAAGUGUAGUCAAGGUCUAGUAAUGACUUCUGAACAACUUCAACAGGCUAGACGUAUUAAUGAUCAAUUGGAAGGUCUUGGAAUCGUUGAUCCAACACGACUGGCGUCUGGUACAGCUUUUGGAGCGUGGUUUGAUGUCGCCUGUCCAAUUGCUAGAAUUAAGACAACUCCUCCCGUUUUUGGUGUAGAUGUCAGUUUCUCUCUUUCCUCCGAUGGAACUAUCUCGGUUUCUCGAAGUGAAAACAACAUAUCACUUGCCAAGAUUGCUAAGGUUCUUUUCUCUGGUGCAAAGCUGAUGGACUCUUGGUACCUCCCGACUCCUUCUCACGGUGGGAUGGCAGCUGUGACCUCCUUUGUCCAACUUUUUGUCAAAGUCACACCGCCUCUGAAUGCUGAUCUUCAAACUUUGCAACUUCAACGCUCCACUCUGCUAUCGCAUACCCCAAUUCGUUUAGGAGGCAGUGGGUCACCACUUAGUGGGGUUAGGGUGAGUUUAGACAAUUCUGCAGGUGCUGAAUUACGCAUCAGUUCUGCAGCUUCACCAGGAGUUGAAUGGCGGCUUCGAUACGAAGAGAAUUGGGCAGUGGCAAGUGGACGAGUACUUCGGGAAGCCCAAAGUCGUGGUAUUGAAGGCGCUCAACGGCGAGCAGCCCAGAGGGUAGGCGACAGAAGUCGUGGACCACGAACUUCCCCAAAACCCUGGCCUCCAUGGCCUUCAACUUCAGAAGAAAUGCGUCAAAUGGAAAGUGAAGGUGGCGUUGUAAAGGGUUUCGCUUGGAAGCCUGUGAUUCGAGAACCCAAGAGGGCGGCAGUACUCACUGAACUUCUGGACGACCCUGCCAUAUACCAACUGCGACCAGUGAAUGAGAAAUCUGUAUCAGUUGAGAACUGA